AUGAAUAAAACACACACUCAAAUUGGCACAGGAAAAGGAGAUGAAGAUUCAGAACCUAAUUCUAAAAUAGCUAAACUAGAUUGUUCUCUCUCAACUUUAUCAUCAAAUCUCGACUGUCAAAUAGCAGACGAGCCAUGCUCCAAAACCAAGUCCAACUCGCUCAACAAUUUGCUCAAUACAGGUUUUUUAAAUGAUGGUUUGAUGAGCAAACUUCAUAAAGAUUUUGUAUCAGGAACAGAUCAUGUCAAUGAUUCCUUUGGCAUAACUCUAAGCUGUGUGCCCUAUCGACAUUGCUUGAUACCUGAUUUCAUUAUUGACAAAGAAUAUAUCCAGACAUUACAAUCUGUUCUGUUAGAUCUUCCAAUGAAAAGAAAAAAUAAUGAUCUCUAUACUUUUCUUCAGAGUGUUGAACUUAAUGAUAGUCCUGAUCCAACUAUUGCAACAUUCAGGUCAUUGUGUAUGUCUGUGAAACAGUUUGUUUCAGAAGUGACUGGGAUAGUGCUCAAUGACAAAAUUGAUUUGUUCUGUUCACAGUAUAAAUACAAAGAUGUUUUGCUUUGUCAUGAUGAUGAACUAGAAGCACGCAGAGUAGCGUUUAUUUACUACCUUGUUCCUGAGACUUGGCAGAAAUCAGAUGGAGGAACAUUGGAUUUGUUUAGCACAGAUGAGUUUGGACAGCCUGGAGCUAUUAUCAAGUCCAUAGUUCCUGUCAGAAAUAAUUUUCUGUUCUUUGAAGUAUCUGAGAAAUCUUUCCAUCAGGUGUCUGAGGUGUUGUCUAAGACGACGACUAGACUCUCUAUUAGUGGCUGGUUUCAUGGUGCGCCACUACCCAGACCAUUACCUUAUGUGGAAGUCCUAGAGCCAGCCUUGCCAUUUGGGAAUAUUGAUGAAGAAAUAUUUUACUCUUGGUUCAACCCACUGUACUUAGACCCUGAGGUUCAGGCUGAUAUAAGGAACAAAUUUGAAGAGGACUCUGAGAUUGAGCUUCAAGAUUUCAUUCAGAAAGGUAAAUACAAAAGUCUUGAGGCUGCCCUGAAAGAUCACAAAGUAAAUUGGUCUACUUUAGGACCUGCUAAUAAAAGGCAUUAUUUUGGAGCAGAUAAAAGUAGCCUUCCACCAAUAGUGUCUGAGUUCCUUCAGGUUAUGCAGUCAGAUGCUACAUUCCUUGUGAUGUCCAGUUUGACAGGCCUCAAACUGCAUCCUCUGGCUCCAACAGAUUCGGAUGAAACUGAGCCAAGCUCAUCAACAUCAAGCAGUAACACAACAUCCGAGGCCUCUAAUCCCCGGUGUAAGAGUGAAGUACGUAGAUGGCAGCAUGGAUGCUACACUCUGGCUCACGAUACUGACCCAGACAUGACUGACUUUGCUUUGGAUACUAUUUUAUAUAUUGGCUGCGAGAAAGACUGGGACAGUGAUUGUGGAGGGUAUACAUCCUACAUAGCUAAAGGAGAGGAUGAAGAGUUGUUGUCAGUGUUUCCUUCAGGCAACUCACUAGCUCUGGUGUACAGAGAUAAAAACACUGUCAAAUUUGUAAAGCAUCUGAAUCAUAAAAUAACUGAGACAUCACCUGCUUGUUUUUAUGAAAUAAAUACUGUUUAUUAUGAAUGAAAAGAAA
Molecule: messenger RNA, 1615 nt
Organism: Biomphalaria glabrata
Lineage: Eukaryota; Metazoa; Mollusca; Gastropoda; Planorbidae
Product: prolyl 3-hydroxylase OGFOD1-like
Exons: 13
Coding region: 1-1608 (535 amino acids)
Biological process (GO): regulation of translational termination; peptidyl-proline hydroxylation
Cellular component (GO): cytoplasm
Molecular function (GO): iron ion binding; peptidyl-proline dioxygenase activity; L-ascorbic acid binding
Source: RefSeq, a predicted model, not a curated record